CCCCUUGGGCGCAUCAUGGAGCCUGCUCCGGGGCUGCCUGGGUUGGAGGCCGGAACCCUACUUUCCGGGUGCUCCCGGAACUCUCGGUUCAGACCUAAACCCGGAAAGCAAUCCUCUCUUCCGCCCCUGGACCUCGGGUCGGGUGAGAACGCUGAUGAGGAGCUCGGAGUGGGCGGGCGCGCUCAACUGGGAGGGACCCGGAAGACACGGAGCCAGCCAGCCUAUGAAACACUGGGGCCCUGGGGAACUCCACCUACAGCCGGGGUCGGCUGGAGCUCCCGUAGAUCAGCGAGCCCUCGGCCUUUAGGCCGACGCGUCUCUGUUCCCCAAGGGACGAAGCUGUCUCUUGGAGACAGUGCCCCCUGGGGUACCCCGAGAAAAAGCCGGAUGAACCCAGAAGGGGAGGAGGAGGAAGAGGAGUGCGAGCCCGAGAAAGGGGGCCGUCUGUUCGCCGGACGCCUUCUGGACAGCCGUAGCCUAGAUGGACUGAGUGGGGCUUGCGGAGGCGGGGCGGCUCCGCUCGGGGGCCCGGAGCAGGGAGCUGGUGGGGGCCGCCGGGCCACCAUCUCCAGCGCCCUCGAGCUGGAGGGCACGGUCAGUCGGCACGGAGACCUCACCCACUUCGUGGCCAACAACCUGCAGCUCAAGAUCCGCCUGAGCGGGAAUCCGCAGCCGCAGCCGCAGCCGCCACUCUCGGCCCGGCCAGCCCCGGUCCCCGUAUCAUCCAUCCCGCCAAUAGAUCCGGAGGUGCUGCGAGACCUGGAGCGGCUAAGCCGGGACCUGGGUGCCCGCGUGGAACGGCUGCUUCGCGGGCUCGGCGGCGCAGUGCAGGAGCUGACGGCCCUGAGCGUGGGCUGCAUCCAGACCUAUAGAGACGCUGUGGACUCUCUGGGAGAAGCAGUGGAUAUGAGCAUCAAGGGCAUGUACACGCUGCUGGCUCGAUGCGAGGAGCUGGAGAGGGCUCUGCAACCAGUUCAAGGACUGGCCCGACAAGUCCGGGACAUCCGGCGUACCCUGGAAGUGCUGGAAGCUCUCUGCAAAUGACAGACUGGAGAGGGUUGGGAGCACUCUCACACUCAGGGAAGGGGUGAUUUGGUGUGUACGCUGGUGGGAUGAGACCACCGGUAUCUUGUCUCUAGUCUUGUACCCCCAACCUGAAACCUUUAGGGAGAACAUAUGAAUUGUCAGGGGGAAAAGAAAGAAAUCUCUCCCCCACCUUCUUUCUUGUGUCCAGUGAGUCUCCUCCCAUUCUAUGAGAUUUCUUGGCUGUGCGGAUAAGAGCCUCUUUGUUGUCCAGGGAAGCUUUCUUGUUGAGAGAGGGGGAGGUGUUUUCAUAAGAGAUCUAGGGUAGAUUCACUCCGUCCCGUCCUGACCCUAAUAGCUGCUCCUACCGAAUCCCGACCUGAGACACAAGGAGUGUUUUCGGACCAGGUUUGAAUGUUAGAAGAAAGGACUUCAGCUCCAGCUGUGACCACCAUAUUGUGGCAUCUGCUACUGGAGGGCUAACUGAUAGCUGGUGAAAAGUAGUGUCUUCAAAUGAACUUUACUAAUGGCAAGGAAUGCCCCAGUCUUUCCCCAGUUCCCCAAAAUUUUGUCUUCACCCACAUAAGGUGUGCUUCUAGUAAGGGUGAAGAGUAGGAGCUCAGUAAACUAAAUUCUGAAUAUUUGAGUUCCUGAAGGGAGUAAGUGCUAGCUUCAUUCCUUGUAGGAUUCAUAAAAGAAUUGUUGAUAGUUUUGAAACUGUUGUGAAUCUGAUCUUGGCCUAUAAGCCACCAUUUUUGACUUUCUGAGUUGUGUGGAAUUAAAAUGCUGCUACUGCUAAACUA
Molecule: messenger RNA, 1826 nt
Organism: Sarcophilus harrisii (Tasmanian devil)
Lineage: Eukaryota; Metazoa; Chordata; Mammalia; Dasyuromorphia; Dasyuridae
Gene: BORCS6
Product: BLOC-1 related complex subunit 6
Exons: 1
Coding region: 16-1044 (342 amino acids)
Biological process (GO): lysosome localization
Cellular component (GO): BORC complex
Source: RefSeq, a predicted model, not a curated record